AUGGGUCGAGGGGGUGUGGGGAAGGGAGGUGGGGUGCCCACGGAGCCGGGAUCAUGGAGGGAGGGGAAGGACGUGGUUCGCCGCCAGCCGUUCCCCACUAACAUCCUGGAAUGCUUUCGCCGCAGGUCCCGGCUCGCGCCCGCAGACCCCCACACUCGCCGCCAUGGUGAGUACGACCCCUGCGUGGAACCCCCUCGGGAACCUCGCAAAAUUGAGGAAAUCAAGGACUUCCUGCUCACGGCCAGGCGAAAGGAUGCCAAAUCUGUCAAGAUUAAGAAGAACAAGGACAAUGUGAAGUUCAAGGUUCGGUGCAGCAGGUACCUCUACACCCUGGUCAUCACAGACAAAGAGAAGGCCGAGAAGCUGAAGCAGUCCCUGCCCCCAGGUUUGGCAGUGAAGGAGCUGAAAUGA
This is a messenger RNA of Elephantulus edwardii (Cape elephant shrew), 411 nucleotides long. It is a transcript of the gene RPL38, whose product is annotated as ribosomal protein L38. Gene Ontology annotation, molecular function: structural constituent of ribosome. The transcript is spliced from 4 exons. The coding region runs from base 1 to 411 and encodes 136 amino acids. NCBI's taxonomy places the organism in Eukaryota, Metazoa, Chordata, Mammalia, Macroscelidea, Macroscelididae. Gene Ontology annotation, biological process: translation; protein-RNA complex assembly. Gene Ontology annotation, cellular component: ribosome; cytosolic large ribosomal subunit. The record is from RefSeq and is a predicted model, not a curated record.